AUGUCCUCCAGCAAGAAAGACCAGGAAAUGCAGCGCCAGGCUAGCAUCAAGCACUUCGCGGAGCCGAGUGGCGCCCUCACAAGAAUUCCACCUGAUUCCGAAAAGCGCGAAGCCAUCUGGACCAGUCUAGAGUGCACCAGCAUCGUGGCCAAGCAGAUCAAACCUGAGAGUAAGAACGGUCUGAUCUACGAAUCGACAGGCGCCUUCAGUUUCCGUUACACGAUCAAGCAGAGCGCGCUCUUCGUCAACUUCACCGUACGCAUCGAGGGUGAAGACGACAUCCAGAAGGCCAAGGCAUUUCUCAAAGCAAGGAAGCUGGCACCUUUCUCACGCAACAACCGCUUCCUACGAACCUCCACUUUACGUUUACGCCGCCCGAGUCCACCGACAAGAUCACCAUUCAGGCUGCGCUGGAACCUGCCACGAUUGCCGAUCUCAUUCGUACCAUGUUCACUCUGAAAGAUAUUGCCGAAGACAACAUCGCGGACGGCGAGGGCAAGAUGAAGUGGAGCGAUGAGUUGCUCGUGCUCGAGAAGGAAACAGACUUCGGGUCGGACAAGAGAUUCGCUGCCCCCUUCAUCACCAAGCCAAGCUUUACCCGCCAGACAUCUGUGAGAGAGAAGGUCAGCAAGCAAGAAAUAAAGGUCGCUCAAAGCAUCAAUCAGGAGAAACUUCGGGGAUUUCGCCGGGAUGCGAAGGCCGACGUCGCAGGGGACAAAGCAGCAGAUGAGAAGAUGGCGGAGGAAGACGAGAUGGCGGAGAAGGAUGAGAUGUAUUACGACGCGUUGGAGGAUGGAGAAGGCGACGAGCAGAAGAGAGCGCGGGUAUGCGUUCUGCAGUAG
Messenger RNA from Lecanosticta acicola, 842 nucleotides. NCBI's taxonomy places the organism in Eukaryota, Fungi, Ascomycota, Dothideomycetes, Mycosphaerellales, Mycosphaerellaceae. The record is from the annotation of a GenBank genome assembly.